GCGCGCAGCGGAUCACGACCAUUAACAUUAGAGUGAGAUUCACGCAGGAGCUAGAGUUUCUAUUCGGCGUCGAGGACCCAGUCUCCGUUCUGAAACUUGCAGUGCAGCACCCUGACAGAGCUUCAGGAGCGAUGUCGAUCACGCAAACCGUAACCACCGCCACCACCUCGCAAGUCGUCCCCUUCAGAGUGCAAAUCGUUUGGAGGAAUGUCAUACUCAUGGCAUACCUCCACAUCGCAGCUCUGUACGGCCUGUACCUCAUGUUCACCUCGGCCAAGCUGAGCACAUCCAUCACAGCACUUGUACUAUACGUCGCGUCGGGUUUGGGCAUAACAGCAGGCGCCCAUAGACUCUGGUCGCACAAAGCCUACAAAGCCAAACUUCCGUUGCGCGUGUUCCUCGCUGCGAUGCAGUCGAUGGCUCUGCAGAACAGCAUUUUCGAAUGGUGCCGAGAUCACAGAGUGCACCAUAAAUUCAGCGAGACCGACGCAGACCCGCACAACGCAAACCGCGGAUUCUUUUUCGCCCAUGUAGGGUGGCUUCUAUGCAAGAAACAUCCCGACGUGGCAACGAAAGGGAAGAAGGUUGACAUGUCUGACCUGCUCAAGGAUCCCGUCGUGGUUUUCCAGAAAAAUCAUUACAAAACGAUCGCCCUCAUGAGCUGCUUCGUCAUCCCGACGUUGAUCCCGAUCAUCUUCUUCGGAGAGAACUUCGUGAACGCGUUCUUUGUGUGCGGUCUGUUCAGGUACUGCUGGACUUUGAACAUGACUUGGUUCGUGAACUCCGCUGCGCACAUGUGGGGAAACCACCCCUACGAUCACCACAUUCAUCCAGCGGAGAACUGGGCCGUGAGUCUCGUAGCCAAUGGCGAGGGUUGGCACAACUACCAUCACACCUUCCCCUACGAUUACAAAGCAGCUGAAGUCCCGUACACGCUGAAUAUCUCCACUUUCUUCAUUGACUUCAUGAAAUCCAUCGGACAAGCCUACGACUGCAGAGCCGUCCCCAAAGAAACCAUAUUGGCUCGAAUGAUGAGGACUGGUUGCCUUGCGACCUCGGAUCAGCACUACAAGCCUGAGGAGGAGAAAGAUUUUUAAACAAUGAUGCCUGAUUAUCGAUAGCAUUCCGUUGCUGAAUACCAGAGGCUGAAACCAGAGGCUUCUUCGUGCCUCAAUACAGCUCGUAUGAGAUGUGUCGGCCGAGCGACACGAGUGAUAAACACAGAUGUGAAGAUUGUAUAUUCCGUAGAUCAACUCUAAUGGUUGAGACUGCAAACCUAAUUUAAGAUGAGUUUGGAAGCUAUGAAGGACAACUAUGAAUAAAAUACGUCAGUGAUGACUUU
Molecule: messenger RNA, 1342 nt
Organism: Galendromus occidentalis (western predatory mite)
Lineage: Eukaryota; Metazoa; Arthropoda; Arachnida; Mesostigmata; Phytoseiidae
Product: stearoyl-CoA desaturase 5
Exons: 6
Coding region: 132-1097 (321 amino acids)
Biological process (GO): unsaturated fatty acid biosynthetic process
Cellular component (GO): endoplasmic reticulum membrane
Molecular function (GO): iron ion binding; stearoyl-CoA 9-desaturase activity
Source: RefSeq, a predicted model, not a curated record